GAGUUUCUGUAUCAGAUAGUUACCCCCCUUCCUAUUCUUUUGGUUGUUGAGGUUCAUAUACAGGUUUAUUUCAGCUCUACAGAUUAAACCUACAGACACGAUGAUCAUUAGGCUGGGACGCCUGACUCCUGGAUACUUCCGUCUCCUGCAGAGGCAGGUCGCCGGCGAGGUGCAGGCCCAGCCGCAGGAUCGCUCCCUCAACCAGAUCGCCAUGAUGCUGGCCAUCAUGGGCCUCAGUCUGUCCUACUACAGCGCUAAACAGAUGACCGAGAAGGUGCAGCGUGGCCCGGCGUCCUGAAUAUGUGUAUAUACCUUGUACCGCACGGGUGAUUGAAUCUCGGAGGGUCGAUGAUAGUCGAAUCGGAGUGGAAUUCUGGAAUGUCUAAGCGAUUGAAGACCUUGUCCAACACUUUACACUAGCUAGAUUACAAUAAGCUUGAGAAUAGAUAUUGUGGGCGUGUUAGGGUCCUGACGGGACGAGUUUAAUUUGAUGGCUGCUUGGCGUUUGCACAAUCACUACCUCAGAAAAGUGUUAUAAACAUAGAUGUUUAAAAUGAAUCAAACUGUGCUCAACGUUAUGCAACUAGUGACUGUAAUGCGAAAGAAAGAUUUUAAUGCUGCACACGAGGAAUCGCUGAGCCAGAGAAACAAGAACAAACUAUAUGAGACUAAUAUAAGGUCUGUUUGGUGUUAGUUUUGUUUGUCACAUGUAAAAAUUUAGAAAUGAAAUGUAACUAACUUUGUUUUCUGUUUACGUUGUGGUUUCGUGUCUGUAAAUGAAUCUAUAAUGGUUAAGAUUUGAUGUAAUUUCUAAUCUGUGUGUGUGUGUGUGUAGGUUUUAAACAACCUGAUAUGUGAUGGUGUCACUUUUUCAUGAAUGUUGGAAUUUAAAAUAAAGCUGUGAUGAUUUUUUUUUUAA
This is a messenger RNA of Trichomycterus rosablanca, 919 nucleotides long. RefSeq names its product putative transmembrane protein ZNF593OS. The coding region runs from base 101 to 298 and encodes 65 amino acids. The transcript is spliced from 3 exons. The record is from RefSeq and is a predicted model, not a curated record. Lineage: Eukaryota; Metazoa; Chordata; Actinopteri; Siluriformes; Trichomycteridae.